ACCUUCAGGGAUGUGGCCAUAGAAUUCUCUCAGGAGGAGUGGGGAUGCCUGUACCACAGCCAGCGGGGAUUUACAGGGAUGUGAUGUUAGAGAACUACGGACAUCUCUUCUCGGGUCUUGUUGUGUCAAAACCCGACCUGGUCUUCUUUUUGGAACAACAGAGGGAGCUAUGGGAUGUGCAGAGAAAGGAGACCAUAGCCUCAUUCCCAGCAAAUUGGAACAGAGAUAACGGGAACUUAUUUGACCCUCAGCAAAUCCAGGCCUUGGCCAACUGUGUCCUGUCGUAA
Suricata suricatta (meerkat) is the source of this 287-nucleotide messenger RNA. Its product is annotated as putative protein ZNF720. The record is from RefSeq and is a predicted model, not a curated record. The coding region runs from base 45 to 287 and encodes 80 amino acids. The transcript is spliced from 4 exons. Gene Ontology annotation, biological process: regulation of DNA-templated transcription. NCBI's taxonomy places the organism in Eukaryota, Metazoa, Chordata, Mammalia, Carnivora, Herpestidae.